This is a messenger RNA of Fukomys damarensis (Damara mole-rat), 468 nucleotides long. Its product is annotated as interferon lambda-3. Gene Ontology annotation, biological process: innate immune response; cell surface receptor signaling pathway via JAK-STAT; positive regulation of immune response. The transcript has 5 exons. NCBI's taxonomy places the organism in Eukaryota, Metazoa, Chordata, Mammalia, Rodentia, Bathyergidae. The record is from RefSeq and is a predicted model, not a curated record. Gene Ontology annotation, molecular function: cytokine activity.
AUGGCCCAGUACAGGCCUCUGCUGCCAGAAGAGAGGCAGGCCUUCAACACGGCCAAAGAUGUGUUGGGAAAGCAGCUCCUGCGGAAGGGCACCAAGUGCAACUCCGACCUCUUCAGGGCCUGGGACCUGAGGCAGCUUCAGGUGUGGGAGCGUCACGUGGCCCUGCAGGCUGAGCUCACCGUGACACUGGAGGUCCUGAGCUCCGUGACAGACCCAGCCCUGUGGGAAGUCCUGAAGCAGCCGAUUCACGCACUGCGUCUCAUCCACGCCCAGUGGCAGGCCUGUGUCCCUUCCUGGCCCAAGGCAGGCGGCAGGACCUAUAGCCACCGCCUGCACCGAUGGCUGCAGAGGCUCAAACGGGUCACCCAGGAGUCCCCUGGCUGCCUCCAGACUUCGGUCAUCUCCAACCUCUUCCGCCUGCUCACCCGGGACCUGAGAUGAGUGGCCAGGCCAGACCUGUGUGCCUGA